This is a messenger RNA of Amorphotheca resinae ATCC 22711, 1696 nucleotides long. RefSeq lists its product as hypothetical. Bases 203 to 1540 code for a protein of 445 amino acids. The record is from RefSeq and is a predicted model, not a curated record. NCBI's taxonomy places the organism in Eukaryota, Fungi, Ascomycota, Leotiomycetes, Helotiales, Amorphothecaceae. The transcript has a single exon.
CAAACGAAAAGGUAUGUUCGUGCAACGGUCAAUAUUUUCGCCAAAAAUGGACUGUACACAAUCUUCGAUAAGAUAAAAAUCGAAAAAAGUCAACUUAGCGCACGAGAGCAACGCAAACACUGGGUUAACAUCUGCCUGGGGAUAUAACAUCUAUAUCUCUCGUGUGUAGGUAUUUUACCAGCCUGGAGACAUUUAAUUCACCAUGCCUUCUGCCACUUCCACCUCUAAUACAGCCUCUGGGACUCCUAUCACCAAGAGGAAGAAUGAGUCUGAAGAUACAUUGCCAGCUAAGAAAGUGAAGAAGAGGAAACAUACGGAGCCCUCUGCUGAACCAAUUACUCCUAAACUCACCAGGAAGAAGUCUGUUACGUUCACGCCAGAGACAAAGGUUGAGGACGGAGACAGCAUCAAACAGCUAUUCAAUGCUUGGGUUACAGAGCAGAAAUCACGGGAUCCUACUUUCCAGUUCAGCACAUCGGGUCAAGCUUUUGCUACACCAGAACCGCCUAAAGUCGAAGAACAAUUUAAUACGGAAAUUGAUGAAAAAGAGAGACGAGUAAAGCGGGUCAAGAAGCCAAAAGCAGAGACGGCAGAGACUAAGGAUACCCCCAAGAAGAAAUCAAAGCAGUCAAAGAUUGUCAAGCCUACAGCAACCCCUCCCCGCCCAUUUCUGGCAUAUCUCAGACAGUAUCACGAAGAUCGAGCCAAUUGGAAAUUCAACAAGAACCACCAAAACCACCUUCUCAAACACAUCUUCGACCUCAACAUCAUACCGUCAGAUCACAUACAUCUUGUUUACGCAUACAUUAGGGGUCUACAGGGCGGAGUUAGAACCAGAUUACGAGACACAGCUCUGUCAAUCAAAGUCAAAGAUCAAGAAGAGGGAGCUGCUGGAUUUCCCGAUAUGGAUUCUAGAGGAUCUCGCAAUACAGAGACUCCAGAGGAGAAGAAGGAGCGCCAGCAGAAAGACCAAGAGAAGAGACAGCAAGAGUACGAAAACUGCUGCAAGGAGUAUAUUGCGACCAUGACUCAGAUCGAUGCUUCGUCCAAGAUGGGCUAUGAAGAGGGGCUUCUGCUGGGUUUAUCAGAUUAUGCAAUGAAGGAACGAGUAGCGAAGAGAACCAGGGCGGAGCAGAUACUUGCUGAGCUAGGAGCAGGAGCCUCUCCCGCCGAGGCAGAAGCACGGGCAACCCCAAGCACCAGCGGACUGACCUACCCUGAAGAAGUCGCUGGCGAUAACGACAGCCAGAAGCGACUCCGAAUGAACGACGGCUCGACGCAGAAGGUCGCCAGGAGACGAAAGCAGCGCACCUUGACUGAGGUUUCGGAUACCAGUUCUUCGGACGAGAGUAGUUCCUCAGACGAUAGCAGUUCGGAUUCAGACGAUUCGGAAUCGGACACGGACGCUAAGCGCCCUGAGGACACUUCUUCUAGUUCUUCCAGCAGCUCAUCAGAGUCGGAGUCUUCCUCUGAGGACGAGCAGGAAGAGACUAGUUCUGAAGAGGAGAGCGAUGAGAGUGAUGAUAGCGGCAGUCAGUAAGCGAGGGGUUUAGGGGGGUCAAUGCUCCUCUAAGGACUCGACGCCCUAGAGGGGGUGGAUAUCCUCAUCCUGGAUCUGGGUUUAGAUGUGGAAAAGCUCUAGGAUAGACUGGGGAGGAUGAACCGCUUUGAAAUACCGGCCCUGGCUUGGAUAUUC